AUGGCAAUACGGUUCGCAAACGGCCAACCGAAACGGUAUGAAAACGCCGAAUCUUUAGGAAGGGAAAAUGGAUCUGGCCAGCCCGUUGCUAAGAGGUCCUUAACAGAUGCCCCGGAUGUCAUAACGCAUCACAUGAACCCAUUAGGGAUGCUUCACACUAGCGAAAUGGAAACUGGUACGGGUGCGCCAUCAAGUCUGCUCAUGGCUAUUUUUGUUUUCGCUAGAGCCAUUCCGUCUCAGUUGGUCUGGGGUUGUUGCCUUGACAACAGUUGGUCUUAG
Molecule: messenger RNA, 279 nt
Organism: Protopolystoma xenopodis
Lineage: Eukaryota; Metazoa; Platyhelminthes; Monogenea; Polystomatidea; Polystomatidae
Source: the annotation of a GenBank genome assembly